Oryzias latipes (Japanese medaka) is the source of this 1495-nucleotide messenger RNA. RefSeq names its product complement component 1, q subcomponent-like 2. NCBI's taxonomy places the organism in Eukaryota, Metazoa, Chordata, Actinopteri, Beloniformes, Adrianichthyidae. The record is from RefSeq and is a predicted model, not a curated record. Gene Ontology annotation, molecular function: protein binding.
CGCCGGUGUUUACCAUCAUGCUUCCUUGACUAGUUUUACUUUCAGCUUCUUUUACUUUCCUCUUCACAAACAGCUGGACGCAGCUGGCUGCGCGCACCCCCACUCAGGCGCGCGCUCGCUCCCCGGUCACAGCAGUUUCGCCCAGAGGCGGGAAGGAGCCGCAGUCGGAGCGGCUGGACCGAACAGGGCGCACUUUGUUUUCUUCUUCCCCAACUUCCCCUCCAUCUGUCACAAUUCCCCCCCAGCGCGGCUCCACGGGGUUUCUGUCGUCCUUCGGUCCCCGAACGGCGCGGAGGAAGUGGUCCGUGGUCUUCCUCGUGACCGCAGUCGCGAUGCUCCUGCUGGCUCUGACCGUGGCCGUGCCGCUGCUGCUGCUGCGCUCCUCCGAGAGCACCGCGCACUACUACGAGAUGAUGGGCACCUGUCGGAUGGUGUGCGACCCCUACAGCACCAAACCGGGGGGCGCCACCGCCAUGGAGGUGAUCCAAAACGGCGCGCAGCCCCCGAUGGCGCAGGGGACCCGCGGGGAGCCGGGCAGACCCGGCAAACCCGGACCCCGCGGUCCACCUGGGGAACCCGGACCCCCAGGUCCGAGGGGGCCACCGGGAGAGCGCGGGGGGAGUAAGAUGUCCUUCCCGGCUCUGAGCGGAGCCUCGGGGGCUGAAGCCGGGGACGCGGAGGGGAUGAACUCCACGGGGAGCGCGUUCAGGAUCGCCUUUUACGUGGGUCUGAAGAACCCGCACGAGGGCUACGAGGUGCUGAAGUUUGACGACGUGAUCACAAACUUGGGGAACCACUACGACCAAAGCACCGGAAAGUUCACGUGCCACGUGUCAGGGAUCUAUUUCUUCACCUAUCACGUACUGAUGCGCGGAGGAGACGGCACCAGCAUGUGGGCGGACCUGUGCAAGAACGGACAGGUUCGUGCCAGUGCCAUCGCUCAGGAUGCAGACCAGAACUACGACUAUGCCAGCAACAGUGCAGUCCUGCACUUGGACUCUGGAGAUGAAGUGUAUGUGAAGCUGGAUGGUGGCAAAGCCCACGGAGGGAACAACAACAAGUAUAGCACCUUCUCUGGCUUUAUCUUGUACCCUGACUGAACCUCCUGCAGGACGCGCUGGACUGUAUCCACUCCAAAAUCAAUGUUUUACUUCUUAGCAGGUUUAUUUGCAAAAAUGUAUGUGUCAAGAUUAAAAAAAUAGAUGUGUUUAUCUGAUGUUUAAUUUAUCUUAAGUUCUGCUGGAAGUUGGUGUCAUCUGUGUGAGAGUGGUGUCUUAGUGUGAGAAAAAGUUUCAAAAAGUUAACAGGAUCCUUUAAUAAGUUACUGAAAGUACUUCUUAAAGUUUUAGUUUAAAAAAUAUUGACUGUAGGUAUUUUAUGGUUUGAUGGCCCAGCAUGAGAUUAGAAAGAAAACAAAACAGUAUUUUAGUGUAACUUCAAUUUCAAAGACAUACAAGAUAAAUUAAAUUUCGACACUUCACUAUCAACCUAUAAA